AUGCUGACAGAAUUGCUGGGGAGACUGAAAAGAAAUGGAAGGAAGAAGGACCCAGCUGCUGCAGUGCAUUCGGCAACUUGGUCCUCCACAACUUCCUCAAAUGUUUCCCUAGUCAAGUCCAGCAAGCCAUUGUCCCAUGCUAAUCCAUCCGGGAAACUUCGUCCGCCAGCGAAUGACGCAAACAGAGUUGGCGAUAUUGGCGGCCUUCCACCAACAAAUCUAUCGGUGACUCCUUCCAGACUCCAGCGCCCAGGCUUGACGAAUCUCUGGGAGAGGGCAAACGAGACUCUGCGGAACGACCCCGAUUCCGAGAAAAGGGAGCUGGCCCAAAGUUAUGCCGAGAUUUUAGCCUCGGAACUUGCUGGGCCAGAGUCUGGGCCUUUGGACACCGAUCCGGCUCAUCUCAAACAAGAGAUAGUGGCAGAACGUUUGAACGCUAGAGUGGAAAUGCUUAGCCAUGAGCAACUGUCCAUCUCUGUCGGAAGCCGCGAGCUUGAUAUUGAACCCUUGCUUCGGAACGUAUCGAAACACAUCGUUGCAGCGAGGGACCUCAUUAGCAGUGCUGCUGGCGCCGACCCCCACGCCGCCCUAGCGUGUGCCGGUGGACUCGUCAUUCUUACCUUUCUUAUCCGCCCAUUGGAGCAGAGAGAACACAUACUCAGAGGGCUUGAACUGACCUCUUCACUCAUCUGUCGAUACUUUGCGAUGGAGCAGGUUUACCGUUCGAGAGCACGCCUUGAGAGUCUGUCAGCAGAAUUGGCCAGAAAGCUUGUAUUGGAUUUGGAACAAAAUCUGAUCAAGCUGUACUCGAAUAUCAUCGAGUUUCAGGCCAGAGCACUAUGCUAUCUUCAUCGAACCCGAUCGACUCGGUUUAUUAGAGACGUGUUCAGAGGCGAUACAUGGAAGACCCUCAUUGAAGAGAUCGAGAGACUCGAUGCCCACUGCCGUGCUUUCGCAAACCUCAUCACCGACGAAAAGAUUCUCACGUUUCUAGAAUCUCAUUCCGAGAAAGUUGAACAAGUCAUCAUCAACAUCAAUACGCCCCAACCCGUCUCAUUCGAUCUUCUGCGAAGAAGGACAGCGCUUCUCCGCACCCUGUACGCCUGCCCAUACCGCGAUCGUAAAGACAUCAAUUCAGAAAGAGCACCAGGGACCUGCGAGUGGUUCACCGAGCAUGGCUACUUCAGCAAUUGGAUGUCUGCAGUAGACUCGAAGAUCUUGCGAAUUUCGGCAGAUCCUGGCUGCGGCAAGUCAGUGCUCUCGAGAUAUUUGGUAGACGAAAUCCUUCCAAGCACCUCGUUUCGGACGACGUGCUACUUCUUCUUAAAAGAUGAUUUUGAGGAUCAGAAACUUGCUUCCAUUGCGAUGUGUUGCAUUUUGCGGCAGCUCUUCGAGCAAAACCCUGACUUGAUGGACGAGAGAACUUUGGCAAAGUUCGAGGCGGCCGGCGACAACUUAUGCAAUUCAUUUCCCAGUCUUUUCGAGAUGCUACUCGAGGCUUCGAUGAGAGUAGAGAUUGAGUUGAUUUGCAUUUUCGAUGCUCUUGAUGAAUGCAACGCGGAAGAUUGUAGGCAGAUCACUGCUGCACUGAGCAAGUUCUACAUGAACCCCGGUGAGGGCAGCCGCCUUAAAGUCAUCAUCACGUCUAGACCGUACGCCCGCAUUCAGCGAAGCUUACAAAAGCUCGAGACCUCUGUACCGGCUAUCCAUCUGAGGGGCGACAGUGAGUCGCAAUUGAGAAAAAUCUCUGGCGAGAUCGGCGUCGUCAUCCGCCACAGAGUUAGGAGCUUCGCGGAAGCUCAACUACUGGAACCUCAUGAGAUUGAGUUGCUGGAGCAAAGCUUGUCAAACUCACAACAUCGAACCUAUUUAUGGGUCAAGCUCGCACUCGAUUACAUCGAAGACCGUCUCGAGUCUCUUACGAACAAAAGUAUCCAAGCCGUCUUGAGAAGCGUGCCGGAGAAGCUAGACGGGCUAUACGAAAAGAUUCUGGAUCGAAGUGCGAACAAGGAACGAGCCCGAAAGGUUCUACAAAUCAUCCUUGCGGCGUUUACACCGUUGUCUCUUGAUGAAAUAUCCACGGCACUUUGCAUCGAAAAAGAGCACAGCAGGGGCUCACAACUCAUCAAAGAGCCGACUCAUAGGCUUCAGUCAUAUUUGAGAGAAAUCUGCGGGCUGUUUGUGACCGUUGUUGAUGGGAGUGUCUAUCUCCUUCACGAAACUGCCAGAGAGUUCUUGAUCAGAAAUUCGGAUUCUGUGGGGCUUGAUGCGCAUGAUGAAACAUACAAAUCGACCUUGCUACACUCAAUCACACUCCGAGAGUCACACUUAGUUGUGGCAAAAGUAUGCGUCUGGUAUCUCAUGAAGAAGGACUUCGACAUUUCUGCCGGAACUCACUCUGAAUGGGAAAUGGCAACUUAUACUUCGAGGUACUGGGCCCGUCACCUCAACAGCAUCGAUGCACAGGACAUCGAAUAUAUUGCAGAUGAAACGAUGUAUCUCUGUAAAACAGCUCUUAAGCGAGAUGGACCGCUUCAUACUUCCCACCUCAUGCGGAAAUACAGACCCCCGAGAUGGCAUUUCGAUAUUGGGUUUGACAGCCUGGCUUCGUCUUGCUUACACCUACUUGGCAACGUGCGAGGAGGCCCCUUGAUUGUCGCCAUAAUACUUGGCUUCGACUGGGUGGUCUCCAGGCUAUUGAUUGAAGAUCCUCAAGCCGGAAGACAGGUUGACAGAAAAGGAAUCACAGCCCUAUGGUGGGCAGCAUGGGCGGGUAACGCUCAAAUCACGCGCCUUCUCCUUGAACUAUACGAUGAUACAGACUAUGGAGACAUUGCUCUCAAUGGGGUCCGGAGCACCCCUUUGACAGUAGCAAUAGCUCACAAGCACAAUGCUGUGGUACAUGCACUGCUUAAGGAUCCGAGAAUAAGUAUCACCACUCGUUGUCGUGUGCGCCGCAAUUGGACCCCCAUGCACUACGCGAUUGCGGCAGACAACUUCGAACUUUUUCAGCUCCUUUUAGCUGAGGAACGCACUUUUGCCGGCUGGACUUCCGCCGACUUUGCUGAUUUACUGAUGCACUCUAUCAAAUGGGGUAGUGCGCAAACUGUCAAUCACUUAUUCUCUGACAGUCGGUUUGACUUCAACUCUUCGGAUUCAAAGACUUGGCGAACUCAAUUUUGCCAACUUGCGAAUCCAAUGGAAAAGAAUGAACUUCGUCCGAGCUUUUCAGAGGAAGAACGUCUCAACAUGAUGCGAAUUCUUGUGGAAACCCAUCAAGUUGACUUCGCCAGAUCCGAUCGCGGAGGUAGAUCUCCCGUCAGCUGGGCGGCGAGCAGACCCGCCAAUGCGGUCAUUUUGACAUAUUUGCUGGACGAGCUCAACCUUGAGCCAGAUACUCUGGAUAGGCAAGGUCGGAGUCCAUUAUCCUAUAGCGCAGAAAUUUACUGCUACCGGAACAUCGAUGCCUUGCUACGGACGGGAAAAGUCAAUAUCAACUCAGUUGACAACGAAGGUCGGACUCCCCUCAUGAAGGCGACGCAACUCCAAUUUCGGGCGAAGGUCACAAAACGUAAUCCCUCCGAAAGAAAAUACAAAAUGCUGCGCGGCAGUGCGGCAAUUGCUACAUUGAGAUUAUUGGAUCACGCUCCCGAUGUCAAUCUUCAAGACGUCGAAGGGAAUACGGCCCUGAUAAAUGCAGCUCAAAACCGCGUGGUGGAGGGCAUGUCAACGUCCAAGACAUUCAUGGUCGCACAGCGCUAG
Colletotrichum abscissum is the source of this 3762-nucleotide messenger RNA. RefSeq lists its product as uncharacterized. The transcript is spliced from 3 exons. The record is from RefSeq and is a predicted model, not a curated record. The coding region runs from base 1 to 3762 and encodes 1253 amino acids. Lineage: Eukaryota; Fungi; Ascomycota; Sordariomycetes; Glomerellales; Glomerellaceae. Gene Ontology annotation, molecular function: protein binding.